Molecule: messenger RNA, 1047 nt
Organism: Sabethes cyaneus
Lineage: Eukaryota; Metazoa; Arthropoda; Insecta; Diptera; Culicidae
Product: angiopoietin-related protein 6-like
Exons: 3
Coding region: 1-1047 (348 amino acids)
Source: RefSeq, a predicted model, not a curated record
AUGAAGUUUCUAGCGUUGAUUUUGGCACUGGUUCUGCUAAACAGUAACGAGCCCACUGUAGUAGCAGAAGUGGAUCUCGCUGUACCUAAUUCCCUAGUCGAUGGGCUACAGGAGCUGCAAUUCAGUUUGAACCGUCAGCUGUUGGAAAAUAGUGAGCAAGUCGAAGCAUUAUCAACGGAACUUCAGCAGCUGAAAAGCGCGGUGGAUCAUCUGGUAUGGUUAUCCGAACGGAUGGAUCGCUCGGUUCAGGCAGUCGCAGCCGAUAGUGGCCUCCUAGCGCGAAACGUUUCGGUUCUGACAUAUCAAAAUGAACAAAUUGUACAGAACCAACAGUACUGCGCCAACCAUGAGGCUUUAAAAAAUCUGUUCUUUGAGUUGAAACCAAAGUGUGCACCCUCUGAUGGUGACGAAUUUCCACAGUUGGUUCCAGACGGCCGUCAAUAUCAAUCCUGCCGGGAAGCACCGAAACGAUCCGGUGUCUAUAGAUUUAACCUUCCCAACAGCGCUGCUACGCCAGCUAGUUCAGGAUUCACGCCCACGACCGCUGUUCCAACAACCACUUCUAGUCCCUGGUUCAACCGUCCAAAUGCACCAUUCAGUGCAUAUUGUGAGCAGCAAAAACUUGGUGGCGGUUGGAUGGUUUUCCAGAAACGACAGGAUGGUUCGGUUCCCUUCAAUCGUACUUGGGACGAGUAUCGCGAUGGAUUCGGAAAUCCACGUGGUGAAUAUUGGCUUGGAGUGGAAAAGCUAUAUCAGCUAACUGCCAGUAGAAGCUGCGAAUUGCUGAUUCACAUGGAGGAUUUUGACGAUAAUUCCGCAUACCAGCUCUAUCAAAACUUCAGAGUGUUAAACGAACAAGAUGGAUAUAAACUGUUGUUGGGUAAUUCAAACGGUACUGCUGGAAAUGCCCUCUCGAUAUACAGUAAUGAAGUGUUUGUAACCUACGACACACAGAAAUCCUACAGUUCAUGUGCUAGAGACUUUGGCAGUGGUUUCUGGCACUGGGGUUGCAGCACUGGCGAUAAUAGGUACCAAGCAGAACACUAA